AUGACUACUACCGGCGCGAACCUCCCCCUCUCUUCCUUGGAGAGCUGCAAUCUCAGAAUUCCGAUCUCCAACGGGAGCUGGGGAACCUCAAGAAGGAGCUAGAAUUGACCAACCAGAAGCUCGGCUCCAGCAUGCACAGCAUAAAGACCUUCUGGAGCCCCGAGCUGAAGAAGGAGCGGGCGCUACGCAAGGAGGAGAGCGCGAAGUACAGCCUUAUCAACGACCAACUGAAACUGCUCAAUCAAGAAAACCAGAAACAAGCCAUGCUAGUCCGCCAACUAGAAGAGGAGCUCCGACUGCGCAUGCGUCAACCGGCGCCAGAACUGCAACAACAGCUGGAAGCCCUGUUCGCCGAGAACGAACACCUGCAGAGGGAAAUAGCCAUACUGAGGGAUACUAUCAAGGAACUCGAGCUAAGGAUCGAAACGCAGAAGCAAACGCUCCAAGCGCGAGACGAGAGCAUAAAGAAGCUUCUAGAAAUGCUGCAGAACAAGGGGAUGGGUACGUUCUUACACGGUAAAGAAGAAGAGCGGCAGAUGUUCCAACAGAUGCAGGCCAUGGCACAGAAGCAGUUGGAUGAGUUCCGGCUGGAGAUCCAGCGGCGCGACCAGGAGAUCCUGGCGAUGGCGGCCAAGAUGAAGGCGCUGGAGGAGCAGCACCAGGACUACCAGCGCCACAUCGCCGUCCUCAAGGAGUCGCUCUGCGCCAAGGAGGAGCACUACACCAUGUUGCAGACUGACGUAGAAGAGCUAAAAGCGCGCCUAGACGAGAAGAGCCGCCUGGUGGAAAAGAAGACAGCAGCCGCGUUGUCCGCUGCGCAUGAGCUGGCUGAGCUGCGCGAUCACUCCGAGAUCAAGGACAGGAAGAUCAACGUACUGCAGCGAAAGAUCGAAAACCUUGAAGACUUGCUGAAAGAAAAAGAUAAUCAAGUAGACAUGGCCAGAGCUAGGCUUAACGCAAUGCAAGCGCAUCACUGCUCCUCCGAAGGUGCCCUCUCCUCGCUCGAAGAAGUCAUAGGCGAUAAAGAAAAACAAAUACAACAACUUCGCGAGCAACGAGACAGAGCCGAACACGAGAAGAACGAGGAGCGAGAGCUUCAUGAGAGAGAGAUAGCUGAUUACAAAAUGAAACUCCACGCUCUAGAAAGUGAGGUCGAAAAGUUAGGAGCCAGACUCGAGAGAGCCCAAGCCGAGAAGGACAGACUCGAAGCUAAACUAGAAAGCUCUCAGUCAGAACUAGGGAAGUCUAAAGCUGAGCUGGACAAAGCGGCCAGUGAAGUGGGAAGGUCUGGGGCUGACUGGGAAGCGGCGAAACAACGCCUGGCCAGACUUGAGCUUGAAAACGAACGACUGAAACACGAACUCGAGCGCUCGCAGACUACUUUCGGCAGAAGCACACUGACAACAUCUCAAGAGCUAGAUAGAGUGCAAGAGAAGGCUGACAAGCACGCCGCAGAGCUGAGGCGUACUCUUGCGGAACUGAGAGUGACUCAAGCGGAUGCUGAAAGAGCACAUUCAGAGGCUUCUGGGCUCCAAGAUAAGCUUGAAAAGAGUCAGGGUGAAGUGUACCGUCUCAAAGCCAAGCUGGAAAAUGCACAAACGGAACAGGACAGCUUGAAAGAGGAAUAUGACCGCGUGCAAUCCAGCAUCAGUCGUCUGCACUCCGAGCGAGACAAGGCCGUCGCAGAACUAGAUAAAGCCAGGGAAGAGCUGGAGCGCACUCAGGCGACCCUGGGCAAGGCGCAGCUGCAGCAGGACAAGCUGCAGGCCUCGCUGGACAAUGCGCACUCCGAGAUCGACAAGCUGCAAGAGAAGCUGGAUAAGGCCAAUGCUGAACUCAGAAAGCUCCAAGUGGACAGAGAGAAGCAAUCGUACGACUUCGAGUCCCUACAAUCCCAGCUGGACAAGGCACUUGGCCAGGCCGCUCGCCUGCAGAAGGAACGAGACACCGCACAACUGGACUGCGAGCGCUUCAGAGACAAGAACGACAAGGCACAAGCCCUAGUAGCCCGUAUCCAGAAAGAGCGGGACGCCGCACUAGCAGAAGCGGCGAGCUGCCGAGAACGCGCCGAGGCCGCCGCGGCCGCAGCCAAUCGGGCCGCGAGGGACAGAGAUAGCGCUGCUACUGAGCUGGAUGUACUUAGAGAGAGAUGGGAGAAGGCGCAUCAGCAGCAUCAGAAGCUUACGAUGGAGCGCGACGGUGCCCUCACAGAGACCGAGAUCCUCAAGGAGAAGCUCGACAAGGCGCUGUACUCCACGCAGAAGACCAUCGAGGAGAAAGAGACCGCCCACAAGGAGUACGAGAAAAUGCUAGAAAAAUCACAGAACGAAAUCUACAGACUCCAGAACAAGAUAGACAUUCUCGAAGCUGAUAAAGACAGAUUGGAACUCGAACUGGAAAAACACUUACACAUGUCCACCAAAUCGAGGGACGAUCAGAGAAAGCUCCAAGACGAGCUGUCGAGAUUACAGGAAAUGUACGACCGAGCUUCUUUACAACUGGGCAGGACCAAAGAACAGGAAGAAAAGGCAAAGGAGGACAUGGACAGGCUAAGUGUCGAUAUAGAAAUGGUACGAGAGCGGUACGAGAAAUCGCAGAUAGAGCUCCGAAGGCUCCAAGCGGAAAAGGAGAAGCUUGUCGGUGAUAGUGAACGUUUGCAAUUCGAAUACGACCGCGCGAUGACUCAGUGCGGCAAGGCGCAGGCUUCCAAUGAGAAAACGCAGGAAGAAAUGGCAAGAGUGCAAAUAGAGCUCGAAAAGAUGUACGACAAGCAUGACAAAGUGUCCUCGGAACUUCGAAGAGUGCAGGCUGAAUUAGACAAAGUCAAACAGGACGCUUCUGGCGCAAAAGAAGAGGCCGAGCGGUAUGCGGCACGGUACGGGAAAUACCAUGACACGAAGGAAGAACAUGAGAGAACUAAGAUGGAGCUGGAGCGGCUUCGCGUGCGGUUAGAGAAGACCACGCUAGACCUGGAGCGCGCCCGCAAGGCCGAGGAGGAAGUCACCCGGCUUCGCUCGGAGCUCGAACGCACCGAAGGCAUGCGAGGUAAAUACCAAUUCGAACAGGACAAGUGGACCAACGAGUUAACGCGAGUGCAAGCUGAGUUGGAUAAGCAACGCGAACGUUUCGACGCGGCUCAAGUCGAAAUCCAGCGUCUACAAGCCGAAAAGGAGCAAGCAGAGACAAAGUUGCACGAGUCGAAUAUACAACUAGAACUAUCCAAGACCGAAGUGACGAAGCUAAGUGCGGCGUUAGAGAAGCAAAGGACAGAACUUGAACGCGCUCAUAUUGAGUGCGAAAAGUUCCGGGAUAGAUGUGAGAAACUUAAGCUACGAUCGGAUCAGCUCGACAAAGAUAACGAGCGACUCAAAGGUGAACUGCAGCAGAUCGAAAGGAUGAAGCUCCAGGCCGUAGCUGGAGACAAGGCUAGGACUGAGGACCGACUCGAGAUUGAACGUCUCCGAGACAAACUUGAAAAGGCCAUCCAAGCAAGAGAUUCCACAGAAAUGGAAGCCGGUCGUUUAGCGAAGGAACUAGAAAAGUCGCAGAUACAUCUUGCGAAAUAUCAGGAAACGAAUGAGUCUACAAGAGUUGAAUACGAGAGGAUGACAAAUGAGUUAGGCCGCAUGCAUGAACGCCUCGAACGAACUAUAUUGGAGAUGAGGCAGAUCGAACAAGAGAGGGAUGCCCUUCGAGUCGAGAUCCAGAACACAAGGCGUAACGUUGAACAACAACAGCGAACUCUGGAUCACCGAACGCAAGAAACUCUAGUAAAACUCCAGCAAGAAUUAGCGCAGUCUGUCCGGGACAGAGAAAAGAUGGCCUCUAUAUUAGAGCAGAGAGAUAAACAGGCGGACGCUAUUGAAAAGCAGAUAGUUAAAUUAGAAGCGGACACGAAGCAGUUGACUAUCGAGCGCGACCAACUUGUAGCCCAAUUAGAAAAGUCUCAAGACAUGCUCGUAAACUUCCAACGCGAGCUAAAUGCUUCGGAAGCGGAGCUACAAAAGCAGCGCGAAGAAGUCCGCAGACUGAAGGAGGAACAGAGAAAGAUGGCGCAGGACCAAGAGCGCGGUACCAAAUCCGUCCUAGAGGGCAGAGAGCGUGAGAUCGCUAAACUACAGCAGCAGGUACAGGCUGUCAGUAAAGAGAGGGAUACGAUCAGACAGCGAGCAGAAGCGGCCGAGAAACAAGCUCAGAAGGCGGGAGAAGUCGAUAAGUGGAGAGCUGCCGUCGAACAGGAGAAGACCAAGGCUAUCGCGGCGGAGAAGGCGUUAGCGGAAUGUCAACAGCGUUUACAGUCGAUAGAGAAACAGUUCCAGGCGCAGCAGCAGCAGCUCGCGCAGCUGCAGCGCGCCGGCGGUGGCGACGUGCGCGCGCAGCUGGAGGCGUCGCAGGCGGAGGCGCGCGCCGUGGCCGUCGAGCGCGAGCGCUGUCAGGCGCAGCUUGAAAUGCUGGUCCAAGAGCUCGAGAAGACGCAGCUCGAUCUCCACGAAGCCAACAAGAAGCUACAGGCGGCUGGCGCUCAGAACGCCAAAGCUGGGGACGAUACAGCCCAAGCUAAGAGGCAGCUCCAAGAAGAAUUUAAGAAGCUGGAAGACGCGAGAAGACAGUUUGAAGAACACAGGAAAGCGGUUGAAGCGAAGAGGAAAGACGUGGAAGAGAAAGAAAAGUCGUUGGCGGAACUGGAUCGGCAGUUGAAGAAGAGGAAAGAGCAAAUGGACCAAAUGGAAGCAUCUUUGAGGAAGGCUGGCGGCAGCACGGCAGCGGUAACUGACUUGAACCGCAAGCUGACAGACACUCAGAAGGAAGCGGAGAUGGCGAAACAACAGCUCGAACAAAGCAAGGAGGAGGCAGCCCGUCUCUCUGCAGAGACGGAGCGCCUGCUACAGCUCGUGCAGAUGUCGCAGGAGGAGCAGGCGCAGAAGGAGAAGCAAAUGAUGGAGAUGCAACAGUCUAUAAGAAACCUCCAAGCCAAACUGAAAAGUCAGCAGCAAGCGCAAGCACAAAGAGAAGAGGAACUGAGCCGGUCGAAGCAGAGCGAGCUGGCGGCCAUGAGCGAGCUCGCGCAUGCGCUCGCCAGCACCGACGAGCUGCGCUCUAAGAUAGAAGAGGGCAAAAUGAAAAUAAUCGACCUAGAGAUCGAGCUUAACGAGUCGUCGCUUAUUCUGUCCGAGAUACUCAAAAUAUCAGAUAGCCAGGAGCUAACGAAAAUUAAAAAGAGCAAAAGCUUUUUCGAGCUCCAGAAAAGUGGUAAGGUAGUGGAUAGGCUAGACAAGUGCAGAUUUAGUAGGAGUUUUAAUGAUUUAAACAUACUUCACGAUGAAACGAGUGAGAAGCCGAGCAUGCCUAAGUUGGCCAGGAAAAUCAGCAGCCUGUCCAAGGAAAUCGCUGUGAAGAAUUCGAAGAUUAUUGAACAACAACGUUGCAUAUCUAUACUAGAAGAAGCACUUCGAGAAAACAAUAAUAUAGCCGAAUUUGAACAACUCCUAGCCGUAGUGAGAAGCAAAGAUGAAAGAAUAACUGAACUAGAGAAGAUUAUAAAUAAGAAAUCUGGCACAAUGACAGCUGAUUUCAAAGAUAAGAGAAUAUUGGAGUUAGAAGACGCUUUAAAGGAGUCUUUUACAAUAGCAGCGGAAAGAGAAAAGGUUUUCUACGAGGAAGAACAAAGGAGAAUAGCAACUUUACACAAGAUGAGAAAGAUGGAACAGCGUAUCCGCUCUCUCCAGAACGCGUCAGUCAUGAACUGUGGAACGUGUUCCUCUGUCCUGAGGAGGCUGAAGCAGUUAGAGGACUCCCUACAAGACUGCGAGAGGAGACGGGACGUGGCUGUUGGUGAAUUGGCACAUAUCAUUCAAGACAUUUUGAAAGGAGCAAUAAGUGAGAAAGACUCCCAGAUCGCGGAGAUGGAGAUGAAAGGGGUGCUGAACGAGGCCGAGACGGAGCGAUGCGAUGCUCUCAAGAGCGAGCGAGACAGGCUGCUGGAAAGGCUGAAGAUUGAGAAUGAACGCAUAGUGGAGGUGCAAGCGUUCGAUGUACCAGGCGCCCAUAGUCGCCGAGGAGAGCGCGCUGCCGGACCUCGCGCUGGCCGACGAGCUCAUCGCCGUCGACAAUGUAAUAUUUUGGGAGGAGGACAUCCCGGCGACCGUGCUGUGACGUCACAAAGCUAAGUUUUCAAAGACGUUUUCAAACGUAGUCACACGCACCCAUCUCAUCCGCUACCUUACCAUGCUUUUCACUUCAGCCUGAAAAACGCCCCAAAAACGCUUGCUCAGAACGCGUUUAAAUCUUGAACUGACCAACUGUUUUUGUUUCUGUAAAUAAAUAAGUUUUUAAUAUUUCUUUUUUUUUAUUCAUAGUCUGACGGUUUCUUUCACAAGGUCUCAAAGUAAAUAUACGAUAUUUUUUUAAUAAAUCGAACCAAAUCAUUUUACAAUUAUAUAAUUAAUUACCUAAUGCACUUGUUAACGAAUUGUAUACCUUUAGAGCAAUAAUUUUAAAUCUUACCAGUACCUAUUCUAGUAAAAUUUUCACACUCGGUGUCUAUUUUUAUCCUAUUAAUUAGUAAAAUAUAUUACCGUUUUUACUGCCUCCAUAGUAUUUAUUAGGUACAAUGGUUUCCAAAUAUAAUAGUUCAAAUUAUUUACCUAUUUAAAUGCAUUAUGUAGGCGAAUCGAAGACUUUCAAAACUUAGGAUAGUUAAUAACUGGUUUUAUUUAAUUAUAGCGAAAUUGUGUAUUAUUAACGACAGUGCGACGGUGCCGAAGAAUGUUAUCAAAUAUUGCAAUACAACUGAACAACGAUUUGGUUUAAUAAUGGUUUACAAAUAAAAACAUAUCAUGCACAAAUUGAAGACAAAAUGCUGACAGUCUGCAUAUCAUAAAUAUACAAAAUUAGACUCCAAUAGUUUUCGGAAAUGUCAAAGAAUUGUUCGAAAAUAAUGUCCACUGACUGAUUUUAUUCUAAAUUGUGUGUGUCUAGCCAACGAUGCCAUUAGCAAAAAAAUCUACUAAACGUUCGUUCUCUUUCUUUAGAGAUGAUUUUUCUAGCGUAAGAAGAAGAUGACUGGAUUUCUAAAUAAUCUAGCACAUGGGUUACUUCGGGCAAGAUACGACAAGACUUGAAUCGGCCUAGCGAUAUGACCUCAUCUUAUAUUUUAGGAUACCAAGCAUGUUUUAGUGACAUCGUUGGCUGGCAACCAUUACAGUCUGACGAAAAAGAGUAAGAAAUUAAAAAGUGGCAACAUCGUAGUGUCGUCCCGUUUUCUCACAUCUAUAGAUUUGAAAGGGAUGACUCUACAAUGUUGCCACUUUUCAAUUUCUACUCUUUUUGGUUAGACUUUACAGACAACCAAAAUUAUUAUCUUUGACAUUUGCGUUAACGACGGAUCGUAGCUUCUUAUUAUUAUGUAAUCUCUUAGGGAGAAUGUUGAAAAUAUUUUUGUGAAAACCUGGGACGAUAGCAUGCUGCAUCCCUCUCACUCACAUAUGUUUGUAACUAAUGCGAGAGAGACAAACAACAUGCUAUCGCCACACGCUGAUAAGUCAAUCAAAGCACUGCCUUAUUCUAAGUGUAAAAAUGUUUUUCGUUAAGCGAGGUAAGCAAUAAACUACUCUGCCCUGAGUUUCUACCGCGAAAUUUAAAUUUAAUUAUCUACCUUUUCAUUGUUCGAAUAUUCAAGGAUAGUAGGAUGGUAGAUAACGAAAUUUGGAUGUUCGUAUUUCGCGGGAAGACCUCUGUUCACGCUAAUUCACUAGGAGAGUGAGUAAGACGCAAAGUGUUGGUAAUGUCACGUCUGGUUCCUACCUUGUUUCAGUUCAGAGUCCUAAGUUUGGCCUAGAAUCGCCUAAAAUACGAGUUCUAUCGGUUGGUCAAAAUUGGUUGUAAAUUCAAAAAAACCCCUUCUAUAUUAAAAAGUCAAAUUUGUAAUUUGGAGUAAGUACCUAUCCCAAAAAUUGUAUUAACGUUGCUUGAAAAGAAUCAAUCAAUAUUGCAGGCGUGAAAUAUAAAAUAAUGUUAUAAAUUUGAUGUUCAAAGAUGAACACGGCAGCUAAUACACCAAUUGCAGUAUUUAUAAGUCGACUUGGUGAAAUAUGGUCCUUCGUGCUCCGGUGAAGAUCGCAACAGUAACUUUACUAAGAAUUUUCUUCUGAUGGGCCAAAAAAUGCAUAAUGCGUGUGAAAACUGGCCUAAAAAGGAUUACAUAUUCGGUUAUGAAUACAGAGAUGAAGUGCGGAAAGAAUUGGCUUCGUAUUGUUACGGAAACAUACGAACGUGUCAUGCUAUUUCUAUCAGUGUCAGUAGAAGUUGUACUGACAUUGACUGAAUUAGCAUGACAAAUACCUACGAACGUUUUCGGAAUAAUACGAAGGAAACCCUUUUCGCACUCCAUCUGUAGAUACUAUAUGCAAUUGAAGAAACAUAACUCAUUGUAUAGAAAACAAGUUUCUCUUAUCACAUGUCACUUGGAAAAGUGCACUUUCCGCUCCCUCCCUCAAAAUGCACCAAGGACCCUAAAUUACCUAUAAUAUUAAUUAUUAUGAGCUUUUAUAAUAUCUUUACAGUAUUGUAUUUGUGAUAUAAAAACCAGAACACGAUAACAAAUUUGUGAAUUGUUUUUAUUAAUUAUUAUAUCAAUUGAUGUCGCGAGGCAAAGUUUUUUUGAAGGUGGUAAAAAAAAAUUAGAAGAUGUUCAACGUUGUACCAUCUUCAAAUAUAACUUUGUUAAACUGUUGCUUUAUUGAGCUUAUUGCUGUUUUAAGCAAUUGUUUUUAUGAUCUCGUAUAUUGGAAUAUCGGACACCAGUUGAAACAUCGAAGUUUUAAGCAUUAAAAUAAAAGUAAUCUAAAAUAAUAUAUUAACGUCUGUCAAUUCACAUUACACGCAACGCGCCUUUUGAUUAAAAUAAAUGCUAUGAAUGUCAUGAUUUUUAUAUUGAAAGGCAUAUUCAAAAACAUUGUGCAUUUGCGCCAAACAUUAACUACCUACACUGACUGUUCUUUAAAAUGAUAGCUAUUUUUCCCUAGUUAUUUGUUGUAAUUUACAGGUAAAAUAAAGGGCAUCGGGUGAAACUUUUCAUCAGUAGCAAAGUUUCAGUUUUUAAAAUAUUACCUUUAGCGGGUGCGUGACGUGAUACACUUGACAAGUAUUGUUGAACCCAGUGUUUACACAAAUAUAGCAUGAAGUUCAAUGAAAAUCUGACUAAAUUGUUUCGCCCCAUUUCCUAUAAAUUUGCUCGAAUUCAAAUGCCUUAAGACAGAAGAGCAGUAUUUUUCCGAUCAACCAUUUUAAUUUACUGGGUCCAAGACUGUUUCAAGACUAGGCUGUCGUUUCUUCCUUAACCUAAGUAUACACUAUCUUGUUAAUUUACAUCACAGAUCUAUUAUAGUGUUGCAACAUAUUGGCUUUUUAUACACAGUCGCUGAGUAGUGCGUAUCGUAUGGUAGGUGGGUUGUAUAGCUGGCUGCAAAGUUUCGUUGAAAAAGUUUCAAAUGUUUUAAGACAAUACUCAAUAAUGUGUCUUAAUAUAAACUAGUCGCAAUACCGGCGAGUUGAUUUUAAGACAGAUAUGUUAUUGUUAUUUUAAGAUUCUAUUUUAAAUAUUCGACGCAAUUUUGCAGCUUGAGCGAUCUAUUUUAUAUCGAUCAAGUGUGUAGUUUGGGCUCCGAAGAGCCAGAAUAAUUAAAUUAUAUUAGUUACUUGUUACAUGAAUAUAAUGGUAUAAAUAACAUUGGUAUUGUUUCACACGUUGUAUUGACCGAACAUUUGCUGGGAAAAAUAUUAAAUACAUGUUCUUUGAAAAUAUAAUAUCUUCAUAUACGGAACGGUA
Leguminivora glycinivorella is the source of this 9826-nucleotide messenger RNA. It is a transcript of the gene brp, whose product is annotated as plectin. Gene Ontology annotation, molecular function: structural constituent of presynaptic active zone. The transcript has 20 exons. Bases 132 to 6167 code for a protein of 2011 amino acids. Gene Ontology annotation, biological process: regulation of synaptic plasticity; maintenance of presynaptic active zone structure; neuromuscular synaptic transmission. NCBI's taxonomy places the organism in Eukaryota, Metazoa, Arthropoda, Insecta, Lepidoptera, Tortricidae. The record is from RefSeq and is a predicted model, not a curated record. Gene Ontology annotation, cellular component: cytoskeleton of presynaptic active zone.